Messenger RNA from Thelazia callipaeda (thelaziosis nematode), 1343 nucleotides. Lineage: Eukaryota; Metazoa; Nematoda; Chromadorea; Rhabditida; Thelaziidae. The record is from the annotation of a GenBank genome assembly.
AUGCCUUCAUCCUCCUCCCAUCAAUCUCCAGCUGAGAACAAGGUGAAAGUAAAGAAGAAAUUUGCCGGUGAUGAACCUCUGGAUCCUAAAAUGAUGACUAUGCAAGACUUAAUUUUCUGGAAUCCAAAAAAUGAAAAAAGUCUGUAUGAUGAUGCGCAGAAGAAGAAAAAAGGCGAUUCUUCGGAAUUUCAAGUGCUUGAUAAAUCUAAAGAGAAAGCAGUUUCGAAACCAGCAUUUGUUGCACCACAAGUUAAAAUCGCAGAAGAUGGUUCAUUAGUUAUUGAUGAGUCAAGCUUGACUGUAGUGAAAGAAAAUGGUUCUGAAGUUUGGGAAACAGUGCAAGAAGACCAUGUAGACAGAAAACUGAAUUCGAUGAGUUUUCGGAAGAGACCGUGUUCGAGAGGCAAUCCGUGGAGUGACAUCGAGACUGAUCUUUUUUAUGAUGUUUUAAGGGCAACAGGUCCAGAUUUUGGAUUGAUGCAUGAGUUUAUUCCAUCCCGAACGCGAAUAGAAUUAAAAGCUAAAUAUAAUCGUGAAGAACGGUUCAACUGGGCUCGACUAAAUGAAGCAUUGUCUAUACCAACAUUAUUAUCGGAUGCUUUGUAUUCACAUGCAAACGAAAUCAUAGAUGUAAUCAAAGAAGCAGAUAUUAAAAAGAAGGUGUCGAAAUUGUCAAAGGACAUUUCUGAUUAUCCAGACAAACAAUCUGCAGUAAAUUAUGAUCAUCCUGAACUUAAAGAGCAGUCAGGCUCAGCAGAGAAAAAGCCAUGCGUGGAGGAUUUGAGUAUGCAAAAAAAAUUGAAGGAAGUUCUAUUAGAGGAAGCUGCUAAGGAGGCUGCUGUUAUUUUAGAGAAAAGAAAAUGUGAAAGAAGAAAAGAUGAACUAAGAAGAAUAUGUGAGCAAGCAUUAAGUAAAUUGAAUAAGGACUUCCCGAAAUUUAAAAUCGUAAUUGACGAGAAUGCCAAAGAUGUAACAGUAGAAGGUAAUCCGGAUUUAAAGAAUUUACCAGUUGUCAGAAUGCCUCUCGGAACAAUUACCAGGGUAUUGCCUGCCGAUGAAAUACACCCACAAAGAGUACUUUUUGAAUGUAAUGCGAGGAAAGCUACUGCACGGCAGUAUAUUAUUCAGCAUCAGUUGGGUCCGAGAAUGCCAACUACUGGCUUUCUUCAUUUGGCGUUCAAAAAUUGCCUACAGACUCCAUCUUUCAGGAUCUGCGGCGGGCAAUUGGGUGAAAGUUUUCAACCAGCAAUAAACGCACCUCGGCUAUGCCUCAUUGGUCACGUUAUCGCCACUGCGCAAAGCUGUCCAGUAGAAGGUAACAACCAUCAUUAUGUCAGCUAGUU